UUCUUUUUGCACAGAAACUUUUCUUUUCAAUUCAGUAUUUCUGCAUAAGUCGUUUAGUGCAUCUGAUAUUUUCAAAACUAUAAAGCAAAAAUGGGUGUACCAGCUGGUGAUGUUGAAAAGGGCAAGAAGGUCUUUGUCCAAAGAUGUGCUCAAUGCCACACAGUAGAAGCUGGCGGCAAACACAAGGUUGGACCAAAUCUUAAUGGAAUUAUGGGUCGUAAGACUGGUCAAGCUGCUGGAUUCUCAUACUCUGAAGCCAACAUUAAGAAGGGAAUCACAUGGAAUGAAGAUACACUCUUCGAAUAUUUUGAAAACCCAAAGAAAUACAUCCCCGGCACCAAGAUGGUGUUUGCUGGUAUCAAGAAGGUAAACGAACGUGCUGAUUUGAUUGCAUAUCUUAAAGCUGCAACUAAGUAAAUUUAAAUUUAAAUAGUU
Chironomus riparius is the source of this 435-nucleotide messenger RNA. The record is from the annotation of a GenBank genome assembly. Lineage: Eukaryota; Metazoa; Arthropoda; Insecta; Diptera; Chironomidae.